Messenger RNA from Alternaria arborescens, 738 nucleotides. RefSeq lists its product as hypothetical. Bases 1 to 738 code for a protein of 245 amino acids. The transcript has a single exon. Lineage: Eukaryota; Fungi; Ascomycota; Dothideomycetes; Pleosporales; Pleosporaceae. Gene Ontology annotation, molecular function: acetylpyruvate hydrolase activity. The record is from RefSeq and is a predicted model, not a curated record. Gene Ontology annotation, cellular component: mitochondrion.
AUGUGCAUAGGCAGGAACUAUGCAGACCACAUCAAGGAGCUGUCUAGUGCUACGCCCAAGCAACCCUUCUUCUUCCUGAAGCCACCAUCAUCUAUCUUGCUACCAGGCGCUGGUCCAGUACUACGACCUCGUGGUGUGAAUAUGCACUAUGAAGUUGAGCUCGGUCUCAUCAUGGGCAAGACAAUAAGGGAUCUGCAUCCUGAGGAUACCAAGGGUGCUAUGGAUGCUAUAGAAGGUACUACGGACGCUAUACAUGAAGCCAAGUGUAACAUUAUAUGGAGUCCCUAUCGAACUAACAUUCGAAAUACAGGUUAUGUUCUCGCUAUCGACAUGACUGCGCGUAAUGUGCAGGAUGAAGCGAAAAGAAAAGGCCUGCCAUGGUCCAUUGCGAAGGGUUUCGACACCUUCAUGCCCAUCAGCAACUUCAUCGCGAAGAGCCGGAUCCCAGACCCACAGAAAGCACACCUUUGGCUUUCAGUCAACAACGAGAUGAAGCAAUCCGACAACACUGAACUAAUGCUUUUCCGAAUUCCGAGGCAACUAAGCGACAUUAGCAGGGUCAUGACGCUAGAAAAGGGCGAUAUUGUACUCACAGGAACGCCGAAGGGCGUGGGUCCAGUCAAGACGGGCGACAUUAUGCGUGCGGGACUCAAGGUGGAUGGUAAAGAUAUCGAAGAGGCGAACCUGGAAGUACCAGUUGCAGAUCGUGAGGGUUUGUACGAGUUCAGCGAAACAUAA